Molecule: messenger RNA, 3346 nt
Organism: Cherax quadricarinatus
Lineage: Eukaryota; Metazoa; Arthropoda; Malacostraca; Decapoda; Parastacidae
Product: WD repeat-containing protein WRAP73
Biological process (GO): microtubule anchoring at mitotic spindle pole body
Cellular component (GO): microtubule organizing center; MWP complex; mitotic spindle
Molecular function (GO): protein binding
Source: RefSeq, a predicted model, not a curated record
GAUAAUAUACCUCUCCAAACCCUCAAGAAUUUGUGUGUGAGUCUUCCUACACAGCUGAGGGGUGUGAUUAAGCAUAAAGGAAGCAGCACCAAGUAUUAAAACCUUAGUAAGUGUGCAAAUAUAUAUUAUUAUGUUUCGUGGUACAUGUUUGUGUUUUGGUACUUGUGCGGGGAAGGGGCAGCAUAAUGCCAUGACUAGCACUGUACUUUCUCUAUACAUGUAUAUUUUAGGGAAUAAUAAUAAAAUAUUAUGUGUGAUGAAUUCUUAUAAUAAUUAUCUAUUUUUUUAUUUUAUGUACAGUUACAAAUAACAGUAUGGUCUCUGGUUAACAAGUCAGUCUCGUAUAUAAAACAUCCAAAAAACAUUGCACAGGGAUUACAGUUCAGUCCAGACCAUGACUAUUUGGCUGUGGCUGAGAGGCGAGAGUGUAAGGACUUUAUCUCUCUCAUAGAAACUAAAUCGUGGCAGUUAGUUAAGCACUUUGAUGUAGGAACAAAAGAUCUAGCAGGUUUUCAGUGGUCCAGUAAUGGCUCAGUUCUUGCCAUAUGGGAAACUCCUCUAGAGUAUAAAGUGCUUAUUUAUUCUCUUAGUGGGCAGUGUCUAGCAACCUAUUCAGCAUACCAGUGGUCACUUGGUAUAAAAGGAGUGAUUUGGUCCCCCUCUGGCCAGUUCCUAGCAAUUGGUAGUUAUGAUCAGAAGGUACGCUUGAUGAACCACUUGACAUGGCGUAUCAUAGCAGAUUUUCCACAUGAAUCAACUAUUAACUCAGAAAACUGCAUCAUAUAUAAGGAGGUGGAAAAGCCUCUAACUGGCUAUCCAGCUACCCUAGCAUCAGUCCAAGGUCUUCCACUAGUUCUUGAAACAACUUAUAAGGAAGAGGAAACCAGACCAGUGAGCCUUGCAUCUAUCACUGUAGAACCAGGAAAGCAAGCUAGUCCACAUAUUGGUAUCGGGAUUCUUCUCUUCAGUAAAGAUAACCGCUAUCUAGCAAGCAGGAAUGAUAAUAUGCCAGCUACCAUUUGGAUAUGGAGUAUACCAAAGCUGACACUCAAGGCUAUACUGGUACAUGUCAGUCCUGUGAAAGAAUUUGCCUGGGAUCCACAACAACCUCGUCUUGCAGUUUGUACAGGGAACAGUCAUGUUUACUUCUGGUCUCCCUUUGGCUGUCUGACAAUUGCCAUUCCAGGAGCACCGACACUGCAGAUUGUAUCCCUUAGGUGGCAUCCUUCAGGCUCUUCCUUAGCACUGAUGGGACGUGAUCAGUUUUCAAUUUGCUUCAUGGAUUCCAGGUCACGGAUGAAGGAACUCCAUUCCAGCUCAUAGCUACAAUUAUCCAGGUACUUUUUGAAGAUUGGAAAGCUUGAAGUCAUCUGAUACACUGUAUCUGAAAAUUAUUCUAAAUGUAACCUUUUCAAAAAGUGGGCAGUUCCUGAAGGAAACCAAUCAUCAAAGAUAUACACAGAGUAUUCUUCUGCUGCACUGCUUUAUAAACAAGAUAAGGCUAAGAUUACUCAGUAUGGAAAAGAAAUAAACUUUAAAAUUCUGCAGUUGGUAAAAUUUCUGUUGUAGCAGAAAAUUAACAUGGACACAUUAUCAAUAUAUAAAAGUAAGUUACUUAAUGAGAUCUGUGAUGAAGGAAAGCUGGAAAUGUUUUAUGGAUGUCUAGCAGCUAGAAUGGGGGUAUGAUUUCCCUCAACUGUUCUUCCCUUAGCUUUGAAGGUGAUAAAAAGAAUUUUAUAUAGACAUAACAAAUAUUAAUAUAAAUAUUUGCACAAAUUGCUCUUCCAUAUAUUUAUUGCAAUUUUGUUAUUUCUAACUUGGGAUGAUCUGAAUAACAAUGGUUGAAUACCAUAUAAUGUAUAUUUACAUACUGUGUUUCCUGGUAGAGUGCAAUGCUGUAUAUUUUUUUAUAUCUAUAAAAUUAAUAAAUAGUAUUUUCUACGUUCUAUUUUGUUUUUCUUAAUUUUUUUAACAACCUGGACUGUUCCCACUGAGGUAGGGUGACGAGAAGAGGAAGCAACAUUUUCAUUCUCAUUCAGUCACUGUCUUACCAGAGUUCAAAUGACCCUCCAAACUGCAACAUUCCCACCCCUCCUUCAGAGUGAAAACACUACUUACCAUCUCCAGGACUCAAGUCCAGCUAACCCUUCACAGAUGUUACCUUGCUCAUAAUCCAACAGCACAUCAAAUCAUAAAAGCCACUUGCCUCCACUCCUAUCUAACACAAGCCUGUUGGAUGUCCAAGCCCAUUAUAUACAAAACCUCCUUUACAUCCCUUCCAUCCAACUUUUCCUAGGAUGACCCCUAGACCUCCUUCCCUCCAUUUUGGAUUUACACAUGCUUCUAGUCAUCCUAUUUUGCUCCAUUCUCUCUAAAUGUCCAAACCACCUCAACUAUCCUCAGCCUUCUGAAUAACACUUUCGAUAAUCCCACACCUCCUAAUCUCCAGACUCCAAAUUCUCUAUAUAAUAGUCACACCACACAUUACUCUUAAACAUGACAUCUCCUCACUUCAUCAUUUAAGACCCAUGUUUCACACCCUUAUGAGUGUUGGGUGUGUGUGUGUGAGGAGGAGGCUGGAGGCAGGAAAUAUGUUGUGUUUGAGGGCAGGUUGGAGGCAGGGAAUAUAUUGUGUUUAAGGGCAAUGUGUAACAUGAAUAUUAUGCAGAGAAUUCAGAGUUUGGAGGUUAGAAAGAGGUGUGGGGUUACCAAAAGAAUUAUAUAUUCAGUUACAUUUAUAUUAAGUGAAUAAAUAAUUUACUUUGUGAAUAAGUAUGGUUCAACUCUUCUUAGAUUUUCAAUUAAUCUCUUUUAGAUUUUUCACUUAGUACUAAUUAGAAUUUUCAGGAUUUCUUAAACUAUCUGAAUUAUUUUUUUUCAUCAAACUGGCCAUAUCCCACCAAGGCAGGGUGGCCUUUAAUUAUCUGAAUUAUAUGAAGUUUAAAUAGGAAUACAGUACUCUCCAUAUACCACAUGUUACAUGGUUAUAGUAAAGUUUAUUUUUCUAUAAAUAAAUAAUAAAAACAUGCAAGAUUUCAGGUACAUCUCACUACUUCUUCUUACACUUAGGUCACACUACACAUGCAUGUACAAACAUAAACAUACAUACCCCUCUGCAUUUUCUUCUAUUUUUCUUACUAGUUCUUGUUCUUGUUUAUUUCCUCUUAUUUCCAUGGGGAAGUGGAACAGAAUUCUUCUGGCAUAAGCCAUAUGUGUUGCAAGAGGUGACUAACAUGCCAGGAGCAAGGGGCUAGUAACCCCUUUUCCUGUAUACAUUACUAAAGUUAAAAAGAGAAACUUUCGUUUUUCUUUUUGGGCCACCCUGCCUCGGUGGGAUAUGGUCAGU